Molecule: messenger RNA, 4210 nt
Organism: Anarrhichthys ocellatus (wolf-eel)
Lineage: Eukaryota; Metazoa; Chordata; Actinopteri; Perciformes; Anarhichadidae
Gene: c1qtnf7
Product: C1q and TNF related 7
Exons: 3
Coding region: 3148-3993 (281 amino acids)
Molecular function (GO): protein binding
Source: RefSeq, a predicted model, not a curated record
CUGAAUAUUUGUAAUUUUAUUGUCAAAGUGACUUAUUUCUAAAUCAGAGUUUGUGUAUAGAUUCACAAAAGUGGUUUAUGAGGUGUUUGGAUUGUAAUUAUUACUGAAUGGUUCUUUGAUAUGCAAAAUGAAUAUCAUGUUUAUUUUUAUUUUUGUUGGUUUUGUAUUUAAAUGGGGUGUUGAUUACAACCUUUGUUUUUCUUUCACUUCCUGAAUAAAGACCCAUUCUGUUUGGACACAACAUGGCUGCUGCUGCUGCUGCUGCUGCUGCAUGAGUGUAGACGGAAACAACAGGAGACCGUGAUAAUGUUGUUUUACGUCACAGAGAGAUUGUUAUGAUAAUCUACCAAAAAAAAGAUAAAUACUUAAUAUUUCAUAUUUUUCCGUAAGCUCCCUCAAACUGACUUAAGUACAGUUUUAGGAUUUCUUAUGCUCUAUAUUUGAAAUAGAAGUACUUUUUAUUGCACUACAUUUACCUGACAGCUGUAAUUACCAAUUACUUUUAAAAUUUUACAUAGAAAAGCUGAUGAUAAGCUUAUGAAAUACUGUGUGUUGUUAAAGAUGAUUUGUGAAUGUCUGUUAUAACUUAUAGACAUCUGGAAUCAGCAGUUCCACCAAAGACACAUUUCCUCCCUUUGCUCUGAAGUAACCGUUUAAUUAUUUAGCAAAACAUCAUUUUGAAUGUGUGAAGCAGAACUGAAUCUAAACAGCUACCUGUAUAUAAAGUAGUUUCAACCCGCUACAACAGUAAAUGUGCAUUCAUGCAUCAGUAUUAAUGUCAUAUAUCAUCUUGUAUAUCUCACAAGGAGCGUUUCCUGCAGAAUGAGUACUUUCACUUUUUGAUACUUUGAGACUUUUACUUGUACUGGAGUAUUUUUACACUUUGGUAUUGCUACUUUUACUUAAGUAAAUGGUCGAAAUACUUCUUCCUUUACUGGCAGGAACUUGAUAUGAUAAUCAAGAAAAACAGCUAAUAUAAUCAUAUCAUUUUAUGUAAUGAUAUUUGAUAAUAAUUGAAAAUUAAAAUAAUUUCAGCACACUUCCUCAUCAGUUCUGGCCUCAUCUAGAGCACAAAGUCAGAAACUGUGAGGUCAAUGAGGCACAAAUGACUUCUCCCAUUCAUUAAAUCUGACUUUUCAUAGAACAGCAGCCUUAUUCUACCAAGUCCAAGUGUCUCAUGUGGGAGGAAUCCUCACCCAUGACAUAAUGGAGCUGAUUCUGUUUGCACACGCAGAGUCUGGAUGCUGGCUGUUUGCUUUAGGGAGGAGAAGGGAGUGGGUCAGAGGAGGAGGAAGAGGAAGAGGAGGGAGGGUUGGAUGGAGCGAGUGCAGACUGCUGCUGCUGCUGCUGCAAAACACCGUCAGCAGCGAAAAAGGCAGCUGAGCUCAUGUACGCACACAUAUGAAAGCACGGCAGGAAAUAAAGAGAGACGGACAACAUGUUAACCGAGGGGUCGAAUCUCACAGGAGACCGGGAUCUGAGCAGAUAGGACGCAGGACACUCAACACACAGCGUGGGAUCAGCUUUUGGAGAUGAACAGCUGCCAAAUGUGGGCUGUUUCACCAACGCUGACCUCAUCGCUGCAGAGCAGAACUGCCGGGCGGGGUUUCUCCCUCACAGGACCUCACACCGGCUCUGAGGCCAGGUCACUGCCCCUAAAAACAUGCUGGAUACGCUAACAGCACACAGGCUUGUGUGUGUGUGUGUGUGUGUGUGUGUGUGUGUGUGUGUGUGUGUGUUUCACAGCAGCUGCACGUGUCCUUCCUGUUUAUCUCCUCGUGUUUACUGUCCCGUCAGUACGCACGUCAUUUGUCCCUUGUGGCGUGUGUUUAAAAGAAAAGACUUAUUAAGAUUUAUUUUUAAAUCCAGAUAAAGAUGAUUACACAUUCUGACAGACAGCCAGAGAGCAGAUGUGAAGCUCACAUUCUCACACCCAUGUGUGCAGAGAACAAACCAGUGUAUCAAUGGAGUCCAUAAAUCUUCAAUUGUCUUUUGCAUUUGGCCCAAAACCCCCGAAGAAAAACAUCUUGAUCACCUUCCAUAGAUUAUAUAAUGAAAUGUUUGAUGUCCAACAUCUGUCAGUUUCUCUCCCUGAAACAUAAACGUAUAAAAAUCAAGUCGUUGCUUCAUGAUUAGAUUCCCCUGACAGGAAUUUAGCUGGAUGUUAUGUCAUAAUUCUGGAAUGUUUUUGGGACUUGGAACAGAGACAAAGGUUUGGUUUGAGGUCACAUGCAAUGAGAGGCAGAACAUCAGCCUGUGAGCCACAUCUGGCCUCAUGCUGCUCUCCAUCACAAAUUAGAUCCACUAAUUAUUGCUAACUAUGCUUUUGUUCCGUCUGCGUCCAUGACAACACCACUGGAAGUGUUUUAUAGCAUCAUGAAAACUGAUAACAGGUUGUGGUCAGAACCUUGUUGAAGAGUCUGGCACCGAGACGCACUGUUUCUGUCUUUUAUUCAACAUCUUUGAGGAAUAAACCCUUUGAGAUGUCCUGUCUCAUUUUCAAUCAUACAAUACACUUAAGCAAAAACAAGAACAAGAUAAUUAAACGAUACCAAAAUAUAACAAAAAUAUAUAUAAAUAUGAAAUAAUAAGACAGGUCAAACUCAAACAGAGCAUGAAAAAGGAUCAACGUCAGUGAUAGCAUUACGCAAUAAAGACAUAAUAAUAGAGACGUCAUUAUGAACCAACUGAUCCUAUAAUAAGAAGACACGAUGAUAUGGAUGGAUGGAAUAUUUACAGGUAGAUUAUUAUAAUCAGAGAGAGCUUUAAACAUAAAGACAUUCUUAGCUACUUAGAGGCUGCAGGAACAGGAAUAUGAAGCUGUACAGAUUGUCUCAAUUGAUAAUUUGAGGAGAAAACUACCAUCAACUGUUUUAGGUAGUGAGGGAAAUUGAAAUGUAUACAUUAAAAAAUAAACUGCAGCCAAUGCUGCUGUCUUCUUAUGGUCUUCUCAUCAUUUGCUUCUUAUCUUUCCCUUUUAAACAUCUGCAAAAACAAAACCUCUCUGCUUUUAAUUAUUGAUAAAUAAUGCUACAUAUAUAUAUGGAAAGAUGAUCUCCAUGUGUGUCCUAAAAGCACAGGAGACGUGGAUAACGUUCUGUGACCACUGAUUGUUUGUGUUUUCCAGAUGUGAAGCUGUGGGCGUUGAUGGUGCUGGUGUGUCUCUCCCACUGUGUCUUCGGACAGCUGUUUGACACCAGAGUCAAAGGAGCGCCACGUCUGAUCUGCAGCGUCCCCGGGUCACCGGGCCCCGCCGGCAGACCCGGUCCCGGUGGGCCCCCGGGAGCGGAUGGGAAUGUGGGUAUCCCGGGAAGAGAUGGCAGAGAUGGCAGGAAGGGUGAAAGGGGAGAGAAGGGAGACGCAGGGUUGAAGGGCAGAGUUGGCCCAACGGGAAAGAUCGGGGGCCGAGGUGAUCGUGGCCCCGCUGGGAAACGAGGCCCCGCAGGAGAGAACGGAGAUUUGGGCCCUCCCGGAUCUCCCGGCACCGACGGAGAGAAAGGGAACCAGGGCCAAAGAGGGUCACGUGGAACCGCAGGAACCUGCAGGUGUGGCAGCCUGCUGCCUAAAUCGGCCUUCUCCGUGGGAAUCACCAGCAGCUACCCUGCAGAGAAAACCCCCAUCAAGUUCAACAAGGUCCUGUUUGACGAGGGCGGACACUACAACCCGCAGACGGGCAAGUUCAUCUGUGCGUACGCGGGGAUUUAUUAUUUCUCCUAUGACAUCACGCUGGCCAACAAGCACCUGGCCAUCGCUCUGGUGCACAACGGGCAGUAUCGCAUCAAAACCUUCGACGCCAACACGGGGAACCACGACGUGGCGUCUGGGGCCACCGUGAUGGCCCUGAACCCAGAGGACGAGGUCUGGCUGGAGAUCUUCUUCCACGACCAGAAUGGAUUAUUUGCAGACCCGGGCUGGGCUGACAGCUUGUUCUCUGGCUUCCUGCUCUAUGCAGACACAAACUACUUCGACACACUGGCAGAGGACUAUUCAUAAAACACAAACUGCUAAUCACUCUUUUGUUUUUUAUUACACAUGUGGUCAAACUAUAUUUUUAUACAGAUGUGUGUACUGCUAGUUAUGUUGUUACUAUCGAGACCUAUCUGCUGAUGUGAGAUUAUAUUAUGUGAUAAAGCUCGAAUACGUUUCUGAUGUAUUUGUUGUGGCUGGGAGUUGGAUCAAUAAUAACUUAAAUAAAUGUUGCUGACUGCUA